Molecule: messenger RNA, 633 nt
Organism: Schistosoma spindalis
Lineage: Eukaryota; Metazoa; Platyhelminthes; Trematoda; Strigeidida; Schistosomatidae
Source: the annotation of a GenBank genome assembly
AAUAAAUGAACUACAUUAAAUAAACUAUGUAUUAGAAAAUUGUACUCGUGGUAUAUAUAUGUACAUUUUUGAAAACAUUUGAUAAUGACAUCAACCAGUGAUUCUAUAACUAAUCAAGAUAUUAAUAAUCAUCCUAUAAAUAUACAAAAUAAACAAUCAGAUAUUGAUCAAAGAAUAAAUCGUGAUCCUAAAUAUGAAACAAUUAAUCAAUUAGCUAAAGAUACAUUAAAUAUUGAUUUGCCAGAAUCACAAAAUUCAACAAAUCGUGCACUUUUUGUUUUUUCAAAAAAUAAUCUAAUACGUAAAGCAGCACGAAGCAUAAUUGAAUGGGGAUAUCCUUUUUCACUGAUUAUUAAUAAUAAGGAAGUUAGCAUUAGUAAUAAUUGUGUUUUUUUUCUUUGAUCAAAGUUAAAUUUUUAUUGUCGGUAUAUCAUCAUAGAUUGUUAAGAAUUUUGGAAUUAAUUUAUUGUUUUAUAAAUAGCAACUAUUUUAUCAUGGUAGAAAUAAAUCAAUUUUCAGUAGUUUAUAUCACGGAUUGAAUUUUACUAACAAAUCAUUAAAAGCAAAGUAAUACUCGACAGUUAUUUUGUUCUAUUAUAGAAUGCCUUAACAAUGCACAUCCACAACUGCACG